UCCGCAGCCUUUCAAUCAGUUUUGCCAAUGGCCGCCCCAUUGUUUUUUCUUUCGUUUUAAUCUGGCGGAUGGGAUGCUAAAAUUCCGGCCUCCCGUCGUCGGAAGAACAACCAGUUUCGUCGAUUCGUUGAUCGGAUUCGCGAUUUUUUGAUGAACAAAGGUCGGAAGUUAACUACGAGUCGCAGCGAGCGUUAUUUGGGGAGCCUCGGUCGCAAUCAGGGCCAUGGAUCGAUGAUCGGCGGCGCGUCGGAGCUCGUGGAGGCGGACGUUUGGUCGGCCGUCGAUGAUGCGCGCAACGAGGAUGAUCGAUCGGAGAACGGGGAGUGGCCGCCGCGCGCAUCCGCGGAGAGCACCGGAGGUUUCGGCGUUUACAGAAACCGUCGCGCCGGCGGCGACCACCGCCACGUCGGCGGCCUGUCAUUGGCUUUCGACGAUUCCGUCAACGCUCCGCCGCAGAGGAUCGUGCACCAGUACCAUCGUCCGCAGGGCAGCGCGGCGGAGCCUCCAAUCGGGCGGCGGCUCGGCACCUCUGUUCCGGUGAACGUCCCUGACUGGUCUAAAAUCUACCGAGUUGACUCGGUCGAGUCGAUGCACGACUCCGACGACGGGUUGGACGAGUCGGAGGUGGUGCCGCCGCACGAGUACUUGGCGCGCAGCCGCCGGAUCGCCGCCCACUCGGUGUUCGAAGGCGUCGGCCGAACUCUCAAGGGCAGGGACCUGAGCCGGGUUCGCGAUGCGGUUUGGAGCCAGACCGGGUUCGAUGGUUAACCGUACGAGCCAACGGUCUGUAUGGUGAAUGAGUGUAUGUAUGAUUAAUCAUUGCUAUUAAUUAAUUAUUGAGACAAAAUCAUUAAUCAUAAUAAGUUUAGUAGCAUUAAAUAAUAAUAAUAAUAAUAAUAAUAAAAUGAAUAGCCAAUGUUUGUUUUCUA
Andrographis paniculata is the source of this 929-nucleotide messenger RNA. RefSeq lists its product as uncharacterized. The transcript has a single exon. The coding region runs from base 151 to 768 and encodes 205 amino acids. NCBI's taxonomy places the organism in Eukaryota, Viridiplantae, Streptophyta, Magnoliopsida, Lamiales, Acanthaceae. The record is from RefSeq and is a predicted model, not a curated record.